Molecule: messenger RNA, 1499 nt
Organism: Prorocentrum cordatum
Lineage: Eukaryota; Dinophyceae; Prorocentrales; Prorocentraceae
Source: the annotation of a GenBank genome assembly
GUUGGGCAGCAGGAUAGUCACAAAGUCUGUGCUGUUGCAAUCGCCCGCUUGCGUCCCGUGAACGUUAGCGGGCUGUGGUGCGAAGCCACUGGCGUGCGAAGCUGCCUCUCCCCCUCCCGGCUCAUCGUACCAGUUUUAGCCCGCUUGCCUCGCAAUGGCGCGGGCUGGUCGUGCCGCAAGCCUGAGCCCAGAGGAGGCCCGCAUGCUCACCGAGGCAGGCUGGCCGCCGCGGCUGGUGCUGGACCCUCUGAAGCAGCCGGUGGUAUUCGAGUCGCGGGAUGGCUUCACAGAGGAGCUCUUGCUUGGCGACCACGCAGAGGAGGUGGUGGUCUUCCCCGGCGGCAUCGACGCGCUCGGCUUGGAGGAGCAGCGGUGCUUCCCGGCGGCUCUGCGUGAGCCGUGGCGGAGGUCAUCGUCGGUCGAGGAGUUCCUCGCGCUCCUCGGUCAAGACGCGCUGGGCCUGCUGCAGGCCAACCUGGAGCUUGUGGACCCAGCGACCUGCCUUCAGCGGGACGCCCUCGAGGUGGCGGAGGACGCGGGGCCCUCCGCACCACGGGGCACCUCGCCGCUCGCCGAGGUGGUGGCGCGAGCCCGACGCCGAGCUCGCGGGCCCCCAGCCCGGCGUGCGGGCCCUCCACGUGCUGGGCCGCGCUGGCCUCGCGCGCAAGGCGGCAGCCGCGGGCGCGCUGGCGCGGGCCGGAGGCGCGGAGCCGCCGGCCCUGUACGUGUGCGAGCUGCGCUGGAGGGACCCGCAGCCGCGCCCUGACACGGGCGAGCCGUCCACUAGCUGCUGCCUGAGGCACUGCCGGGACGCGCUCGGGGGCCUGGAGGCGUGGUUCCCGCGCUGGAGCUGCGACGACGACGGCCUUUUCGUUGGCGGGCGCGGGGCGGGCAAGGGCCUCCACGUGGACCAGCGUCCCGAGAGCAAUGUGGGAAAGAACUGGCGCGGGUACAAGCUCUUCGCAGUCUGGCCCGAUGGUGCAGUCGGCGAUGCUGUGCUGCGCGAGUUCUACGGCGAGGUGUUUCAGUACCCCCUCUCUGGCCGCCACCUGCGCGCGCUGGAGAAGGCGGCGCGCGUGGUGCUCCUGCGCCCGGGGGACGUUUUCUUCUUCCACGGCGGGCUGCCGCACACGACGCUGUGCGUCUCGCAGGGCCUGGGCGUCACAGGGUACGAGGGCUUCCUCAGCCUCAACGCGCGGCACACGGCACUCUUCCUGCGCUCCUGCGCCGAGUUCUCCGGCGACUGGAGCCGCGUGGCCAGCGCGUGGAGGGCCGAGGUGGGCGGCGCCCUCGCUGCCAUCGUGGCCGACCCUCCCAGUGCUGGGUGCGCGGGCCUGCGCUGCAGGAUCCUCGGCGCCCUGGAGGCCUCCUCGGCGGCGCUGCGUGACGACGGCCUCGGAGGCAGCCCCCCCCUCGCGGCGCGGGCGGGGGCGCCGCGCGCUCGCGGCGGCCGCGCGGUCGCUCGGGGCCUGCGGCAGGCGCCCGGCGAGGACCGCUGA